Molecule: messenger RNA, 1927 nt
Organism: Drosophila bipectinata
Lineage: Eukaryota; Metazoa; Arthropoda; Insecta; Diptera; Drosophilidae
Gene: Rim2
Product: replication in mitochondria 2
Biological process (GO): pyrimidine nucleotide import into mitochondrion
Cellular component (GO): mitochondrion
Molecular function (GO): pyrimidine nucleotide transmembrane transporter activity
Source: RefSeq, a predicted model, not a curated record
CCCCAGAUAAUUCCAUAGUGCCAUAAGCCCCAAGACAAUCCAUAGAAGUCUCAAAAAGUCCAUGUUUUUUUCAUACAAAACCUCAACCCGAAGAGUCGGAAUUGACUUUACCGAAUUGUGCUCGAUUUACUUGGCGCCGUGCGCAUUAACGUUUAUGCUACCUUAAGAUAAGACUUAUCAGUGAUUUCUGCUGCAGUUGCAUAACUGGUCAUUGCCGAAAAAAAAAAAUUGGCUGCACCAAAAUAAAAACAACAACAACAAGGACGAAGGUUCUCCUGGGGAAAUAAUACAAAACAAGUUAUAAGUAGAAAAAAAAAAGAAAAGGAGGAGUGUGUAAGCGAUUGCAGUUAGCGGGUUAAGAACCCCAAAGCUUUGGGGCCCGCCUUCCGCCCUCCACGCCCCUAGUCCGCCACCCACGCGCUUUUAUUUCGCGACGUGCCUUAAAAAAAAAUCGCGUUUUCCAAGUGCGCGAUAAUUACGCAAAGCUAUUUCAAUAAUCCCCAAAAACGCGAAGAGUGUGCACGACAGAGAGAGUGAUAAACAGAAGCAGAAGAAGAUGGCCCAAAACACAGCAGAUACUUUCAUCCAUCUGAUUGCCGGCGGAUCCGCUGGCACAGUUGGCGCCGUGGUCACAUGCCCCCUGGAGGUGGUUAAGACGCGUCUGCAGAGCUCCACGGCCUUUAUGACGCCGGCACGGCUGGUGGAGAACGCCGGCGGACCGGCGAACGGCGGCCAAUCGGAGCUGCUGCGGCCGGAACAACGACGUAAGCUAAGCACAACGAUAUUACGUAACAGAUCACAGCCACAGGUGAUUGGGGGUGUGCGUAGGAUAAUGGCCAUUUCACAUUGCGGCAUCUCCUCGACAACACCCAAAUCCAUGAGCAUCAUCCAAUGUCUGAGACAUAUUGUUCAGAACGAGGGUCCCCGCGCUCUCUUCAAAGGUCUGGGACCGAAUCUCGUGGGCGUGGCCCCCUCCCGUGCCAUCUACUUCUGCACCUACUCGCAGACCAAGAACACGCUCAACAGUUUGGGCUUUGUUGAACGUGACUCGCCAUUGGUUCACAUCAUGAGCGCAGCCAGUGCUGGAUUUGUCUCCUCGACGGCCACGAAUCCCAUUUGGUUUGUCAAGACGCGAAUGCAGCUCGACUACAACUCCAAGGUCCAGAUGACGGUGAGGCAGUGCAUCGAGCGGGUCUAUGCCCAGGGCGGUGUGGCGGCUUUCUACAAGGGAAUCACGGCCAGUUAUUUUGGCAUCUGCGAGACUAUGGUUCAUUUUGUUAUCUACGAGUUUAUUAAAUCGAAAUUGUUGGAGCAGCGAAAUCAGCGGCAUACAGACACUAAAGGUUCCCGCGACUUCCUCGAGUUCAUGAUGGCCGGCGCCGUCUCCAAGACGAUUGCCUCCUGCAUCGCGUAUCCCCACGAGGUGGCACGUACUCGCCUGCGGGAGGAGGGCAACAAAUACAACUCCUUCUGGCAAACCCUGCACACUGUUUGGAAAGAGGAGGGCCGGGCAGGACUGUAUAGAGGCUUGGCCACACAGCUGGUGCGACAGAUUCCCAACACGGCGAUCAUGAUGGCCACCUACGAAGCGGUUGUCUAUGUCCUCACCCGGCGAUUCAACAACAAGUCCAAUGAGUUCUACGAUUUUUAAAGAAUCCAUCUGGAUGUCUGGGGACGAUUAGUUAACACACUUACAUACAUAUACUUACUAUGAGGAGAAACCCAAUCUGUGCAUAUGUAGACGCGACUGCUGCAACCUAUCUGUAAUUGUAAUCCUUUUUCUAGACGAUCGACACCAACGAGCGCAAAUCUUAGUUAACUAGCUUCUAAGUCACACCAAAAAAAAAAAACAAGAAACGAACUCGAUAGACUUGAGACGUUAAACGUUGAACGUUGGCCAACGAAGCAAACACGCACCACGAUCGGA